AAGCAGAGUGCGCAGAAGCUGCCUCGAUUUCAUACUUGUCAUCGCACUUCCACUAGGGAUGGUUCGUCGAUCAGGCCAUCUUCUGUGAGGAAGAGCGGCUCGUGGUCAACCGAUUCAGCCAUGAUUGGGAUGAGAUCUCCAUGAGGCUUGCCUUUUGUCUUUGAGGGGCAGCAGAGCUGUAUUUUUCAGUUAUGGGCGUAAUAUGUGCAAGGCAAGCUUUUGAACACUGCAU
Molecule: messenger RNA, 232 nt
Organism: Linum tenue
Lineage: Eukaryota; Viridiplantae; Streptophyta; Magnoliopsida; Malpighiales; Linaceae
Source: the annotation of a GenBank genome assembly